Messenger RNA from Moesziomyces aphidis, 1284 nucleotides. NCBI's taxonomy places the organism in Eukaryota, Fungi, Basidiomycota, Ustilaginomycetes, Ustilaginales, Ustilaginaceae. The record is from the annotation of a GenBank genome assembly.
AUGGCGCCGGCACCAUCCACAUCAAAACCGCAACAAACGCCCGUACAUAGCUAUCCGCCUAGUGCCUCGUCUUCGGCUCCUCGUCCAGACAGCCUCGGUGGCUCGUACGGUCCAGACACACUCACCUACCUCAUCCACACUCAGACGGACGGCAUCAGUGAUUUGAGGCUCCAGGUCAGCCAUGAGCCUUCGUCGAGCAAGCAGCCGCCGCGUCCUGCCUACUUUCGCGAACGCGCGCUGACCGAGAACAACGAGAUCGUCGACAGCAUCAUCGACGCCACCACGGGGCGCACGUGCUGGAGCGUGCACAAGCCCACGCGUGGGUGGUAUCUGCACCUUCGAUCGCCGCUGCUUCCACCCAACACCGCCAUCUCGCUCCGAUCGUCGAGCGCUGGGGAACAUGAUCCUUCGGCAUCACCACUAACAUUUGCCGUGCGCACACGCAUACGUCCGCAAGCACUCAACCGCGUCCGAUCGCGAAUCGACCGCGGCGAAGCAGACGAGAGACAAGGUAGUCAUUCCGGGGAUGACUUGUAUGCAGCGGCAAAUGACGGCAUCACGGGCCUCGCGAUAGAGGGUGAGGGCAUGCCAGAGGUAGCGGUAGCUGCAACAGGGCGGGAGGAACGCAAGACUUCGGCGGGCGGACACGCGCGGCGACGGAGCGGCGCAACAGGCUCUGGCUCGCACGCACCAGACUCACGGUCGACCUCGAAGCGGCCCAGUUCCGCAGUAGCCAAGAGCCCCAUGAUCCCGGAGGUCGACGACGAGCGCUCGACCCAACCUGCUUCAUCCAGAAAGCUGCCGAAACUGGCCAUUCCAGACACGCGCGGCUCUCGCUCGGCCAACGGCGAUCGGCCGUACUCGCCGAAUCAAGGCUCACCAUCGCACUUUGCUUCCGAUUCGGCGGCGUCGGUGUGCCACUUUCUGCUCACCGAUGCGGCGUGCAAGACGGCGGUGCAGAGCUGGACGCGCUGGGCAUGCUCUAUCCUGCCAGCAGAGAUCCGGCCCUCGGUGGCGCUCGAUGCGGACAAGAGCUUCAGCCUGUACUGGACGGACUGUCCACCCGGCGCCGCUGCGGGCAAGGGCGAGCCGAUCGAGGUGGUGCGGUUCGAGGACCAGAGUGGACGCUGGAUGUGGAACUCGCACACGCGGGGAAGGCUGGCGCUCCAGACAAGCGCCAUGCAUGCGCUAGGGCUGCAGCACGAGUUCUGGAUCUCGGCCGCCUUGGCCUACAUCCAAUUUUUGGAGGACAAGGACGCCUACGAGGCCGCACGAGACGCAUAG